This is a messenger RNA of Silurus meridionalis, 2021 nucleotides long. RefSeq names its product phospholipid scramblase 1-like. The transcript is spliced from 11 exons. Gene Ontology annotation, molecular function: phospholipid scramblase activity. Gene Ontology annotation, cellular component: plasma membrane. The record is from RefSeq and is a predicted model, not a curated record. Gene Ontology annotation, biological process: plasma membrane phospholipid scrambling. Lineage: Eukaryota; Metazoa; Chordata; Actinopteri; Siluriformes; Siluridae. Bases 276 to 1085 code for a protein of 269 amino acids.
UUCCUUGUGGGAGUCUCCUCUCCAGCGUCCGCUUCAAAGCGAGCGUCAGGAUAAUAACUUUCCUUUCGCAGCUUUUCAGCUCUCUCUGAGAGCAUAAGUGAGGGAGAGAGAGGCAACGCCAUGAACGUAUGGUGGAGAUCUUCCAGGCGUGCUGUUCCUCAUCCUAAUUCUGGUUUCCUUUCUAAAUCUACCGCUAGUAAAAGUCUCUUACCAGCCUUGUUGCUGCUGCUGCUGUUGUUGUUCUUAAUCAGGAGAGAAAACGUCCACUGGAGGUCAUGGAUCCAGCGGGUCAUUUUACAGCCAACUGCAUUGAUCUCCAGCCAGGAAAAAACUUCUCCAAUCCCAGUUAUGGACACGUUCCUGUACCACCAGGGUAUGUGCCUCCUCAGGUUCCGGCGAUGAUGCCGGCUCCGCAGAGACCGGCUGGGUGUCCACCAGGGCUGGAGUACUUAACGCAGAUCGACCAGCUUCUCGUUCACCAGAAAGUGGAGCUUGCUGAAGUCUUCUUAGGAUGGGAGACCAACAACAAGUAUCUGGUGAAGAACACGGUCGGCCAACAGGUCUUCUACGUAGCCGAGGAGAACGACUGCUGUAACCGGAACUGCUGCGGACCACUCCGUUCUUUCGUCCUCCACAUCCAGGACAACAUGGGCCAGGAGGUGAUCACGCUGACACGACCGCUACGCUGCGGGAGCUGCUGUUUCCCCUGCUGUCUGCAAGAGCUCGAGGUGCAGUCUCCACCGGGCACUCCAAUCGGCUAUGUGGUUCAAUCAUGGCACCCUUUCUUGCCCAAGUUCACCAUUCAAAAUGAGAGGAAGCAGGACGUUUUGAAGAUUGUUGGACCUUUUUGCACCUUUAAAUGUUGUUCAGAUGUGAAUUUCGAGGUUCUGUCGACGGAUGAAACGUCGUCGGUGGGCCGCAUCAGUAAACAGUGGUCUGGCUACGUACAAGAAGCUUUCACGGACGCUGACAAUUUCGGGAUCAAGUUCCCUCUGGACCUGGAUGUGAAGAUCAAGGCUGUGCUUCUCGGCGCCUGCUUUCUGAUUGAUUUUAUGUUCUAUGAGAAUAAACAGAGGAGGCACUGAGCUGUUUUCGUUGCUGCGAGGCUUCCGAGCAUCACACAUUUUGUAUUUUUUUGCUAUAUACAGUAUAUACAUAAGAGUAGACCAUACAGUUCUACACCUCUUCUUAUUCUUACUUAAGUGUAUCUUCAAUGUACAGUAUGUUGUCAUUUUUUUUAAAGUUGGAAUGUAGAUGAAAGUUUUCAGCUGUCGUUCUCAUGAUGUGCCAUCGUGUAAAUAUCGUUUAAAAGUAAUACAAAGUUUGGAACACUUUGGAAGACGUAACCUGUACCCCAUUAACUCCUACAGUGAACUGAACGAGUAAAGAACCCCAGUUUUUGUGUUGAAACCUUGCACCUACUUCUUGUCCUACUGUCUGCUCACUAGAACCAAGCAAUUCUUUCUGUUUUUCUUUUCCCGACGCCUGCACCCCAGCCUCGUUUCUGAUUGGGGGACCACCGGUUGUGGCAGGUUUAAUCAAUAACGAAGGAUUUGUCUGUAACUGAGGUACUUCUGGAAAGUAAAAAAUCCUCCUUUAAGGCCUGAUCGUCGAUGUGUCUCAACCUGAUCCCCUUGAUCCUACACUGCUCACCCCCCAAAUAACGCUUUAAAUGCAACUGAGGAAAGACAUUUUUGUACCAGAACUCAUAAAGAUCUCGGAUCAGGACGUCGAUUUGAACGGAGGCGUGAGUGUCGGCAUCGUGCCCGUCCUGGAGGUGCUUCUAGAUCAAUGGAGAAAAUGAAUGAACACUGAUAGGUUAAUAAAUAAAAAUAGACUUUAUAAUUCAUAUAUAUAUAUAUAUAUAUAUAUAUAUAUAUAUAUAUAUAUAUAUAUAUAUAUAUAUAAUUCAUAUAUAUUAUACACAGAUUUAAGUAAACAAUUAUAUAUAUGAUUUGUUUUUGCUUAAAACAUGAGUUUUAAGUCAUGUUUGUCAUUUUAGUUAUGUUUAUUGCAUGUAA